CCUUUUAUUUUGAAAGUCAGAAGCGGAAGCGCUACUCGUUGAGCGACUUUCGAGUUCGGACUAGCCAGAAACGUCGAUAAUUGAGGUGGAAAAAAAACAACAGUGUGUUUAAAAGUGAAAUUGGUGUUGGAAGCGUCGAGUUGGUUUGCAUACGUGUUUUUCUGUCGGUAAAAUGGGGAACUGCCACACCGUUGGACCGAACGAGGCCCUUGUGGUUUCAGGUGGUUGCUGUGGCUCAGAUCAGAAGACGUAUAUUGUGGGAGGCUGGUCUUGGGCCUGGUGGCUCAUCUCUGACAUCCAGAGGAUAACGCUUGAGAUUAUGACCCUGCAGCCCAAGUGUGAGGAUGUAGAGACAGCGGAGGGUGUAGCUAUUACUGUCACUGGGGUGGCUCAGGUGAAGGUGAUGACAGAAAACGAGCUGCUGGGUUACGCCUGCGAACAGUUCCUGGGGAAGUCAGUCGUGGAGAUCAAGAGUGUCAUCCUGCAGACCCUGGAGGGUCACCUGCGCGCCAUCCUUGGCACCCUAACCGUUGAGCAGAUUUACCAAGACCGAGACAGAUUUGCCACUCUGGUGCGAGAGGUGGCGUCCCCUGACGUCGGCCGCAUGGGCAUCGAGAUCCUCAGCUUCACCAUCAAGGAUGUGUAUGAUAAAGUGGAGUACCUGAGCUCUCUGGGCAAAACGCAGACCGCUGCAGUACAGAGGGAUGCAGACAUCGGCGUGGCAGAGGCAGAGAGAGACGCUGGCAUCAGGGAAGCUGAGUGUAAGAGAGAAAUGAUGGAUGUUAAGUUCUUAGCUGACACAAAAAUGGCUGACUCCAAACGAGAGCUGGAAAUGCAGAAAGCGUCCUUUAAUCAGGAAGUGAACACAAAGAAAGCAGAGGCUCAGCUGGCGUACGAGCUGCAGGCGGCCAAAGAGCAGCAGAAGAUCUGCCUGGAGGAGAUCGAGAUCGAGGUGGUGCAGAGGAAGAAGCAGAUCACCAUUGAGGAGAAGGAGAUCGACCGCACCGAGAAGGAGCUGGUGGCCACCGUGAAGAGGCCCGCCGAGGCCGAGGCCUACAAGAUGCGGCAGCUGGCUGAGGGCCAGAAGAUAAAGACGGUGCUCACGGCGCAGGCGGCCGCCGACAAAAUCCGCCUCCUCGGCGAGGCCGAGGCCUCGUCCAUCAAAGCGGUGGGGAAGGCCGAGGCCGAGAAGAUGAGGCUGAAAGCGGAGGCCUACCAGCAGUACGGCGAGGCUGCCAAGACCGCGCUGGUCCUGGAGGCUCUGCCCUUGAUUGCCAGUAAGGUGGCUGCACCCCUGUCCAGGACCAAUGAGAUCGUCAUGCUGAGUGGAGACGGCAGCCGCGUGACUGGAGAGGUCAACCGUCUGUUAGCUGAACUCCCUGUGUCCGUCAACGCCCUCACCGGGGUGGAUCUGACCAAGAUCCCUCUGUUCCAGAAGAUGAUCAGCCCACAGUGCCAAGCAGCCGUCUGAUGCACCAGGCCAGAGACUCUGAUCCUUCAACAUUUAUCUGCCUCAAGCAUGAAGAGAGUUUUUUCAGCCUCCGGCCCCUUAUGCAACUGCCUUUGACCAGAAACACUUGACACCAAACAAGAGUUAUUUUUUUUUUUUAAUAUUUUUACAAGGUUUUUAAUUUUCUAAAGGAAAAAAGCUGGGGCCUUACUUCUAAAGGACCAGCCUUUAUGUAUUUUCGUUUGGAUUUAGUUUUAGACACAUUGAUCACGCUGCACUAGUCAGCCAGGAUUAUAUGCUGCCAUCCGGUCCAGGUCUAUAAAUCAGUCAGAGUUGGUCCACUUUGAAUGUGGUGGUGUUCAACAUUAUUUCAGGCAGAAAAACACCUCAGUCUUCAAUAGUUGGAGCUGGAAAGAGUCCAAAAAACGAAGGCCAAUUUUGAUUAGAUCUGCCUCAAAUUUGGGGUGCACCACUUCCCUGUCAGGUGUUCUGGCUUCUCUGAGUGUCCAUCCUCGGCCUCGUCAUCCUCAAACGGAGGCCAGUUAGUGAAGUAACUCGCAGUAGCCUGAGCCCGGUGUGAGAUGGGCAGCUUUCAUUUCCUCGUCGCUUUUAAAACUCCUUUUUCAUUUUAUUUUUUAUCGAUUAAUUAACUCAGAGAACAUUUGAUGGAUUACCAAACCUACGGCUGACCAGAUCUUAACCCACUGUGAUUGUAAAAUGUACACUAUAUUACAAUAUCAGUAAUAUUUGAAUCACUUGUAUGAUAAUUCUUACCUCGCGGUAUACUGUCAUGUUGCCUGUCUUCUCGUUCUGACGUGCAGUGCCUGUUUACCACUCAAGUGCCCAAACCUUAGGACGCUGGUUUUGGAUUUAGUUGGAUUCAUGUCAGAGUUUGUCACUGUGUUUAUAGAUGGAUGAUGUUUUAAUAUUGUUCCCUGUUCUCAUAACUUCUGCUUAUACUAACAACGGUGUUUACGCUUCACUUUUGUCCCGUGUUUUAGCACAUGGGCAGCUAUAAAAUGCUAAGCUAGCGCAUAACACAAAGCCAUACUUGGAGAAGAUUAGCCUUAAAAGAUACCCUAAAUAUUUCUUUUUUAGACGGUUUUAGUCAUUUUGUUACUCUUCUCUCUCUCGUUCCUCCUCCUGAGAUGAGCUGUUAUAGUCCUCCUCCUACGCAGGUGUGGUAACAUGUCUCUCCGAUAUCGUUUUGUAACGCUACCUUUUGCAGACUGUGUACACAUUGUUUUUUUUUUUGUUUUUUUUAAGAGUUGCUCCUCACCUCUGCGGGCUGAAAGUUGCCGCUGUGUUGUUUAUCUGACCCCAGCCAGUCUGUGAUGACAAAGCAAGUUCAGGGUUCCAGUCAGUCGGUCCGGACUUGGUUAAGUUGGAAGAUGAGGAUGUGAUCGCGUGGUGUUCGUGUGACGGCUCCUGAGUUUGGUCAGUUUAAUGUCGAACAGUUGGACCAAUGACGUUUCUGCUGCAGCCUGGAAAUCAAAGGGACGGAUACUCUCUUUAUUUCUUCUUUUUUCUUCUUUUUUGUUGCUCUGGUUGAUUUAGGUCAAUCUAAUUCAUACAUGUAGACUGUGACAAUCAUUUAACCGUUGGGAGCCAGGUGACUAACGUCCAUAGUGAUGGUUGAUGUUAAGACCCGGUGUUGAGACAGGUUUCCACCUCUAGAUGGCAGUACCAACACAUUCCAGCCCAUCAUCCAACCAGUCACAUUAUGAAUUAUCAUUAACCACUUUACAGAGUCUGUGAACUUUUUUUUUUUUUUUUUGUCACUGACUGUUACAAAGUUAUCAUAGUCGCACCAUUUUCUUUAUUUUCUGUGAAUGAACAUAAGGCUUGAGGUUUGUUUUGGUCUGAGCAAAUGUCAUCUUGUUGCAAUUUCUUCCCCAAAUGUGUUUCUAUUAUUCGACUAUUUUACCCACUGUAAAUGUUGGUGAAAAUGCUGCCUUGCUUGCCUCAGAUACAAUAAUGUUAUGACGCUAUUGUUUAAUGGCCAGUGUGUGAUUGGCAGCAUCUAAUAUCAGUCAUUAGCCAUUCACACCUGACAAACAUCACCUGAUGAUGUAUACACUGUCUCGUUAUCAAAAAGUCUUCAGUGUGGGAUUUUAAAUCUGCUGCACAACGAGAGGUGAUUGGGAGUUUUCUUUAUCGUAAUGCAAAAACACUGAAAUGCAAAUCUACCCACUUAAUGUAUUUUCUAAAUACAUUUAAGAUGGGAACUUGACCAGUUGCAGAAUGGUAUGACAAUUCAAAAAGUUCUGCAUUUGAGAUGAAACGACCGAGGCUGUCCAGACUGGGCGAAGGUUAAAACAAUCGAAAUAAAAUAGAUAACAACUUAGCAUUUUACUUUGUAUUUCUCUUUUUUAUUAUUUAGAAAAGUAGAUGUUUCUUUGCUCGCUGCCUUUGUCGUAUAAUGAGGUCAUUUAUACCUAAAUGUGCAAUUUGACUAUUAAUCAUACACAAGGAAGUAUGGGAUAUUCUGUCAUGAAUUUACUGUAAAACAGACUGAUUUGUAGAAUAUGUAAAAACACUACACAUAUGUAGUGUUCCGCUGUCAGUUUUCCUCUUUCUACCUUUCCUGUUUCUGUUUCUGUGCUUUACAUUAUUCUGUACUGCAAAUGUUCAAAGCAAUACACAGAUCAGUACAUGACAAAUAGAAAUGUAGCGUUGGGAAGCAUUCGACAGCUUUUCCUUUGGAAUCUAGACCUCGUGAACGUCUUUUUAAAUUCCUUAUUUUGGCCGUUCUAUUGUGUGCCAAGAUUAAUUUGAUGUGCAUUGUCUAAAAAUAGAUGUGUGGCAUUCUAGAGGAGAAUGUGACCAAACACGUCACACCUACGCCUUAACUCUCGUCUUCACCUGAAGCAUCUGUCGUCUCUCAUGGACAUAAUCUGGGAUCUCUAUUAAAAUGAUAUUGCGGAUUUAUUUUGUGGCUUCUCAUAUUCCACUGGCCUUUGGAUCACUGAUCCAGCAUGGCAUGUCAAGCAUCUGUUCAUGUUCUUCUGUGUUGUGUGCAGCCCUACAAUAAAUGUUAUACCACUUCC
Molecule: messenger RNA, 4500 nt
Organism: Etheostoma spectabile (orangethroat darter)
Lineage: Eukaryota; Metazoa; Chordata; Actinopteri; Perciformes; Percidae
Product: flotillin-2a
Exons: 11
Coding region: 173-1471 (432 amino acids)
Biological process (GO): regulation of myoblast differentiation; protein localization to plasma membrane
Cellular component (GO): plasma membrane; cytoplasmic vesicle; flotillin complex
Molecular function (GO): protease binding
Source: RefSeq, a predicted model, not a curated record